This is a messenger RNA of Aspergillus eucalypticola CBS 122712, 870 nucleotides long. RefSeq names its product endo alpha-1,4 polygalactosaminidase. Bases 1 to 870 code for a protein of 289 amino acids. Lineage: Eukaryota; Fungi; Ascomycota; Eurotiomycetes; Eurotiales; Aspergillaceae. The record is from RefSeq and is a predicted model, not a curated record. The transcript is spliced from 2 exons.
AUGAUAAUGAUCAUGAGUGUUCAUGUUUUCCCUUUACUUUUUUUUUCGGGUUGGGGGAGGGGGCGAGAAUUGGGCGGUGGUAGUGAUGUGGCCCAAGGUCUUACCAUCCCCCGCUCAACCACGAGCAACAUCUGGCAGCCCAGAGUUGGUGCUCCAUGGGACAUCGUGCUCUCCACCAGUGUACUUCGUCCUGCUCCCGCCACUGAAAUUUAUGACAUCGACGUGUGGAGCAGCGAGCCCAAGACCAUCGACAACCUCCAUAAGCAGAACCACAAAGUGAUCUGCUACUUUUCUGCGGGAAGCUACGAGCCACACAGGAAAGACAGUGCCUCGUUUCCAGAAGAAGCGCUGGGCAAUCCCCUUCAUGACUGGCCUGCGGAAAGAUGGCUAGAUGUUCGCCAUCCUCAAGUGCGCCGCAUCAUGGCAGCCCGAUUGGAUCAAGCACAGCGGCUGGGCUGUGAUGGUGUUGAUCCAGAUAAUGUUGAUGGAUAUGGUAACGACACUGGUUUUGGUUUGACGAAGCAGGAUUCCAUCAACUAUAUCAAUUGGUUGGCUGGAGAGGCGCAUAGCCGAGGUCUGGCUAUGGGACUGAAGAACGCGGGAGAUGUCAUUCCUCAGGUUCUUGCGAACGUGCAGUGGAGCGUCAAUGAAGAGUGUGUGGAUAGACACGAGUGUGAUCUGUAUGCCUCUUUUGCAAGGGCUGGGAAGCCUAUCUUCCAUAUCGAAUACCCGAAAGGUAGAGAUAGGAAUGACAAUGAAGAUGUCGAUCCAGAGGAGAAGAGGCGAUACUGUGAAUUCUCCAACUCGGGACUAUUUUCAACCGUUCUGAAGAACAUGAUCCUGGAUCAUUGGGUUCAACGGUGUGACUGA